UCCAGUCCUGUGGGUGGCGUUAAUGCAGCAAAACACAUCUCACACGAAGAAGAAUGCCAACACGAAGCUUUCGAUUUUAUUUCCCAUCUCCAUUCCUCGAGGAUUUAUUGUUGUUUGAGAAAAACUACAACUAGUUCAUUUGACUGAUCAAAACAAUAUACGAUAAACGUUGAACUCGCAAGAUAUUAAACAGAAAGGAGACGGAAAGUUGCUACCCGCGUUUGAGCCUUUUCAGAAGUGUCAUAUAUCAACGAGAAAUACUGGGUGAUUUCUGUUGUUUGCCCUGGCUGUGGUAAAGGGGGAGUAAUCACAAUUAAAACAUCAGGUUUGCGAUGGCAAUAUCUGAAUUGUGGGCCAGCACCUGAAACAAGGCAGGCCAUAUGUAACGACGUUUACAUCAUUGUAUUAUGCUCAAUUGUCACAUUUUUCUACAGAGUUGGGGAAUUGAUGAUUGAAUUGACAAUCAAAGACUUUUAAGAAAAGAUUUUUUAUUAUUUUUGGAAUUUUCUAUUUUAUUGAACUUGGUAGAGUUGCUAUUUUAGAAAUGUUGUGAGCAGGUGUGGCUUUUUAUUAAAUGUAUAGAUUUUCCCUUGUUUUAUAGCUGCUGAAGUGAGAUUGGACUUUAUUUCCUGAAAAAUAUUUCCAGUAGUCAAAGUUAUCAUAUUUUGAUAACUUUUUUUAAACCUCUCGCAUAAUAUGAGAGAUAUAUCUCACAUGAUCCCUGUUUCCUAAACGAUUGAACUUCAACUCAAAAGAGGCUACAUUUGACUUUGUAAUGAUGGCUUAUUCAAUGGACUCUAUGCUAGAGUUAAGUGGAGGAGAUGCCUUCAUCUGCACAGAGUGUGGUGAAGGGUUUAGUCAGUACCCAAAACUAGUCGAACACAUGGCCAUUCAUGGCCUUACGGAGAUAUUUUCUUCUGAUGGUUUAAGCAUUAGUAAUGGAAAUUGUAUCAACACAUCCAUUGAGGUUGCUCUCCAUGAAAACGGAAUGCUCACUGUGGUGGAUCGAUCUGUGUUGUCCAACUUUACUUUCUUGUUUGGAAAACCAUCAUCCAAGUCAUUAUGGUCCCAACCUCCUAAACAGGAAGCCUCGACUUCAUCUAAGAUACCCAAGAAGGAGUAUACUCAGUUUAAGUGUGAAAGAUGUGAACAAGUGUUCACAACUCCAAAGAGCUUACAACAGCAUCAGCAGUACCGUGCCCUUGAGCAGGGGUUCAAAUGCACUCUGUGCUGCAAGGUGUUUAAUGAUGGGGAGAGUCUGCAGAGCCACCUUCAAACCCAUGCUAAUGAACGCUUUUAUAGUUGUGGUCACUGUGGAAAGCGGUUCUUAAGACAAGAGACCUUACUGUCACAUCAAAAACAGUUGCAUGCAUCUGAUGGUUCCAAGACCUUGAGUAGAUCUGAGGUAAAUCAAGGACAUAAUAUGGACAGGUCUUAUCUUUGCAAAAUUUGUGGCUUGCACUUCUUUUGGUUGUCUGACUUGCAAAGCCACCUGAACAGUCACACUCGCAUCAGCAGGCCAUCCAGUGAUGUAACACAAAAACAGGAAAUGCUUGGGGAAGAAGAAAGUAAGAAAAAUGGCAGUAAUUCAAUUAAUGAGCCAUGUCGUUGUGGCCUGUGUGGGGAACAUUUCAACCAUAUUUCAGAUUUAAGAGAUCAUCAUAAAAAACAGCAUCCAGAUGAGGAUGAAGUAAAGGACUCUUCAGGUUUACCGGCUAAGAUGAAACAGCAGUGCCAUGGUGUAAUGCGACAAAUGCAAGAGCAGAGAGUUGAUCCACUAAGGUCAAGCAUAAGAGGAAGACCUAGAGGAGUGAACAGAGUCAAUUUUAAUGGUGAUAUAUUUUCCUGCAAACUCUGCCAUCUUUCGUUUUUACACUCAAGCAGUCUUUCUCGUCAUAUGCGUUACCAUAAGGGAACUUUGCAUGCCUGUGUUCAUUGUGGAAAACGCUUUCCACAAAGAUGUGAUGUCACAAAGCAUGUUGCCAUGUACCACAGUUCAGCGAUUCAACCUAAGGUUCCUGGGGAGUCAAAGACCCAACAUGAGGUUAAAAACCGGGAUCAGGGUCCUGCGAAAGCAUCAACACAAACAAAAAGUUAUGGUGAACAAGAAGAACUUGAAGAAGAAAAUCAGCCCACAUCCAAGACAAAUGAUCUGUUACUUGGUUCUCCUUCUAAAGGAACUUACAAACAAAGGAUGGAAUACAAAUGCAAAGAAUGUUGUAGAGUUUUUGGGCUACUUAGUGUUUAUCGGCGACACAUUUAUUACCACAAGAGAAAUCCGUGCAAGGUUUUGCUCCAUUGCCCACUCUGUCCAAGCCGCUUCACAUUCCUCUCUGCUUUAGAUCGCCAUCUUGAAUAUCAUCAUAAAGUAGAGUCUGAAAAUGAUGGCACAAAACCUCCUGAGACUAAUAUAGUUGAUUCCAAAAGUCAGCAAGGAGAUGCUGAAAAGCCUAAUAAAAAUUCUGAUAAUGGCAUGUUGUAGGAAAUAGUAAAUGAAUACACUGAAUGUUUUCAGACCUAGAGAUCCACAAAAUGACCUAAAUUAUAUGGACACCCUUAUCUAAUUAACAGUUUUGGCUAUUCCAGCAGUUUCUGUGAAGACAAAUAUAAAUGCUUAACUAUAACAUAAAAAACUAUGUGCUUUCAAUUUUGUUUCAAAAGCGAGGACCCUUUUUCUAUUCCAGCAGGGCAAUGAACCUGUGCACAAAGCAAUGGUCUACUGUUUCCAGUGUUGAAGAAAGUGAAUGACAUGAACAAAUCCACUACUGGGCAUAUUUUGGGAUGGAUUGGGAAAGCAUACUGUGAGCAAGAAUUUUUUGCUUGAUGUCAUUGCCUGACUUUCUUGAUGCUCCUGUGUCUGAAGCAAGUCCCUGUAACAGUGUUCCAUUCCAGAAGAGUGGAGUUUUGUUAUAGCUGCAAAAAGAGUGAUGUCAUACUUUUUUAAAUAAAUUGGCUGACAAGAGCAUCAGAGCAUCAUUAGGUGUGUUUCCACGGAAAAAAUUGGGCAUUCUAGUGCGUGCCUGGGCCAGUCACUUCCGGGGCUUAAUUGUGCCUCAUCGGUGCUUCCUCAGGGCUGACGGCCAGGGUUUUUUGACCCGAUGAUAACCUUGGACCAGAGC
Molecule: messenger RNA, 3119 nt
Organism: Carassius carassius (crucian carp)
Lineage: Eukaryota; Metazoa; Chordata; Actinopteri; Cypriniformes; Cyprinidae
Product: zinc finger protein 43-like
Exons: 3
Coding region: 776-2482 (568 amino acids)
Biological process (GO): regulation of immune system process; regulation of cytokine production; negative regulation of transcription by RNA polymerase II
Source: RefSeq, a predicted model, not a curated record